Messenger RNA from Dibothriocephalus latus, 654 nucleotides. Lineage: Eukaryota; Metazoa; Platyhelminthes; Cestoda; Diphyllobothriidea; Diphyllobothriidae. The record is from the annotation of a GenBank genome assembly.
AUGGGCAGUAUAUCUGACGAUGAUAUCAUAAAGAGGAGACUUUUGAUUGAGGGUGAAAGUGGAAAUGACGAUCGACGCUUCACGCUUCUGUUGAAAAACUUUUUGCGCUGGGUUUCAUGUGAUGAAUCAGAGGAGGAUAGCCAAUUCACUUAUAAUUCCCUAAUGGCUAGUGUGUCUCAGUGUGAAAACGCCAUGGAACAAGCCCUUUUGAUUCAUUCAAUGAAUUUUGAACAGUCUCAAAAGUAUGACGAAUUACUUGAAGAGAUUAAACAUGACACAGAAGAUACAAAAUUGAAGAUAGUAGAAUCCAGGGAAAAACUAAAGGAAGCAAGGGUUAUAAGGAAAAACCGUCAAGAGUACCACAAUCUCGCUAAAAUAAUCAACGAGCACCCCAAUAGAAAGGAAACGUUGUGCAAGAUAACCAAACUGAAAGAACAACUGACCGGUCUUCAGCGUAUCAAUGAAAGGUAUGACGAGAUGAUACUGUUGCGAAAAAAGCAAUUCCAUCUCUUCCUGGUUGCCCUGCGAGGUCUGCAGAAACUCGUCGACCGUGAGUAGGACACUUCUACGACCGGUCUGCUUGCACAAAGCAACGAAGUGGCGAGUUCUCAGACUGUCGUAGCCCCCCACAACACUCAGAUGGAUACUACCUGA